Lonchura striata (white-rumped munia) is the source of this 1267-nucleotide messenger RNA. It is a transcript of the gene RHNO1, whose product is annotated as RAD9-HUS1-RAD1 interacting nuclear orphan 1. Gene Ontology annotation, cellular component: chromosome; nucleus. The record is from RefSeq and is a predicted model, not a curated record. NCBI's taxonomy places the organism in Eukaryota, Metazoa, Chordata, Aves, Passeriformes, Estrildidae. Gene Ontology annotation, biological process: cellular response to ionizing radiation; recombinational repair; DNA damage checkpoint signaling.
CGCGCCGGCACCGCGGUGUGCCGCGCUUGUACCGGGACGGCCGCUCCCGCCCGGCCGCGGCAGUGCCGCCAGCUUCCUUCAGCCGUGCUGCCCGCGGCCGGGAGCCCCGCCGUGCGCCCGCGCCGCCGGCGGCGCGCUGGCGCCUGGUGAAGAGCUGCGGGGUUUUGCCGUUUAACGUGUGUGUCACGGCCGCGCCGGGCUAGAGGGGCCCGCAGGACCCUCGGGCACGGUGCCGCUUAGAUUUGAGAGCACUUUCGCAUCUCCUCAGGGUGCUUCCAUCUUUCUUCAAUUGGCUCCAACAAGCAUCAUGAGGUUUCUAAGUAGUUUUACCACACCUUUUGAUGCCUCCAAAGAAGAAGUGUACCCACAAGGCCAGGAAGGCAGAGCUGAUUUUCCUUGAGAAACCAUGGGCAGGACCCAUCCAUUGUUAUGAAGCUCCACUGCAUUUGGCUGAGAAUCCCAGACGUGUGCCUACGAAACCUGUAGACCUGAACACCUCUGCUGCCUGGGUAUGCCCACAAUUUGACACAACUAAGGCGGUGGUGUUGAAAGCACGCCAGAAGAAGCAUCGUGGUCCUCAGAAGCCCUAUAAUCAGGAUGCUAACCACAGUUCAUUUCAUGCAGGAGGAGCUUGCCGAGGAGCUGUAGCCUGCAGAUUUCCUCCUUUAACUUUUGAGAAUCCAGAAGGACAUGCAGUCCCUCUCUUGGAUGAUCCAAAUUGCUUGAUAAAGAAUGCACAAUGCUCUCCCACCCAGCCUAGGAAAGGGACAGCGGCAAAUGCCAACAUCCAGGUGAAGAGCCCAGAGAACUGUGGAGAGCUUGUUCCCCAGCCUGUGGAGCAAGAUGUCCUUAGUCCCUCAGAUGCAGAGGCUGUACAGGCUCCUUCCCCAAGGAACGGGAGAUGCAGCAGCACUCUAUCACCAAGUAGUCAUGCCUGGCAUCCAGAAGAAGAGCUGCCAUUUGGUGUUGAUCCGUGCGGGAGAGGGGAGGCGGCAGCAGUACUGGUCACGGAUACCCCCGAGCACGAGUACGGAGUAAAGGUCACCUGGAGACGGCGGCCGCACGUCAUGAGCUACCUGCGGGAGCAAGGCAAGCUGAGCGCUGCGGACAUCCUGGUGAAGGCAAACCUCGAGCUCUCGAGGAGACAGGCCCACAGCUGACCCGGCGGGAGCUGCGUGCGAGGACACGCCCGAACAGAUGGUGUCCCUUAGGGCGCUGAAGAGGGACGCGAUUUCAGCCGGGCCGCGGGGGCGGCUCUUGGCGACGG